Molecule: messenger RNA, 639 nt
Organism: Radiomyces spectabilis
Lineage: Eukaryota; Fungi; Mucoromycota; Mucoromycetes; Mucorales; Radiomycetaceae
Product: ankyrin repeat-containing domain protein
Exons: 6
Coding region: 1-639 (212 amino acids)
Cellular component (GO): cytoplasm; nucleus
Molecular function (GO): protein binding
Source: RefSeq, a predicted model, not a curated record
AUGCUGAAUUUAUACACGGCUGCUUACGAAGGAAAACUGUUUGUUGUACAGCAACUUUUAGAAAAUGAACCCACUGCUAUUGAAAGUAAAGAUGAGGAUGAACGCAACGCGUUGCAUUGGGCGGCCAUGGGCGGACGUCUCGAUGUUGUGGAAUAUCUGCUAAAUGAAGGAGCCAACGUAAAUGCGGCGGACGAUCUUCGUCUGGACAUGGUAAUGUCGUACAAUGUCUACUUGAACACGGCGCUGAUCCGAGUGUCCAAAAUGAAAGUGGACAAACCGCAUUGUGCGCACUACGCCGCAUCCAAAGGCAACGUUGAGGUUUGUCGACUGUUGCUAGAACACAAGGCGGCGGUGAAUGCGAUCAAUAAGAUAAAGCAAACACCAUUACAUCGGGCGGCUGCACAAGGUUCCACUCCUCUUGUCAACGCUUUGCUGCAUGCAAAGGCACGUCUGAAUCCGAAAGACUUUGAAGGGAACACGCCCUUACAUCUUGCUUGUGAAGAAGGUCAUGGUGAUACCGCUGCGGUUUUGUUACAAAAUGGAGCGGAUGUGGAUGCGUUGAACCUCGAGGGUAAAUCGUCCUUGGAUCUGACCACGGCACCUUUGCGAUCGUUUUUGAACCGAUAUAUUGAAGAGUGA